AUGUUAUGUUGUUGGCAACUAAUUCUACAUACAGAAAUGNACACUGCCCUUGUCGCGAAGAAUGCAAAACAGGCAGCACAAGACAUGGCUAAGGUAUUGAAUGUGGAGCUUGACCCUGAAGAGGCCAAGUUGGAGAGAUUAACUGAAGAUCGAGCCAAUUCUUUUGGUUUGUUUUCCAAGGAAUUUCUUCGACGACAUGGACUUCACUUGCUUGGAACAACUUCAACUUGGUUUUUACUGGACAUAGCUUUUUACAGUCAAAAUCUCUUCCAAAAAGAUGUGUUCACUGCAGUUGGGUGGCUUCCUCCUGCCAAAGAAAUGAACGCAAUUCAUGAGCUUUAUCGAAUUGCGAAGGCACAAACCCUAAUUGCACUAUGCGGUACUGUUCCAGGGUACUGGUUCACAGUGUAUUUCAUUGAUAAAAUUGGAAGGUUUGCAAUCCAAAUGAUGGGAUUUUUCUUCAUGACUGUGUUCAUGUUUGCUCUUGCCAUUCCAUACCAUCAUUGGACUCUAAAGGCUCAUCGCAUUGGGUUUGUGGUCAUGUAUUCAUUCACGUUUUUCUUCGCGAAUUUCGGGCCUAAUGCCACUACAUUUGUUGUGCCUGCUGAAAUCUUCCCAGCUCGGCUACGAUCUACAUGCCAUGGAAUAUCAGCAGCAGCAGGCAAGGCCGGAGCCAUAGUCGGGGCGUUCGGGUUUUUGUACGCCUCAGAAAGCACAAAUCCCUUGAACACUGAUCCUGGCUAUCCAACUGGUAUUGGUAUAAAGAAUUCUCUUAUUGUGCUUGGGUGUGUCAGCUUCUUGGGAAUGCUUUUCACCUUCUUGGUGCCUGAACCGAAAGGCAAAUCGCUUGAGGAGUUAUCUGGUGAGAAUGAAGAAGAAGGUGUGGAACUAAAGGCGGAGAACAGAACUGUUCCAGUGUAG
Ilex paraguariensis (yerba mate) is the source of this 921-nucleotide messenger RNA. NCBI's taxonomy places the organism in Eukaryota, Viridiplantae, Streptophyta, Magnoliopsida, Aquifoliales, Aquifoliaceae. The record is from the annotation of a GenBank genome assembly.